Messenger RNA from Carcharodon carcharias (great white shark), 4308 nucleotides. RefSeq names its product arf-GAP with Rho-GAP domain, ANK repeat and PH domain-containing protein 1-like. Gene Ontology annotation, molecular function: GTPase activator activity; phosphatidylinositol-3,4,5-trisphosphate binding. The record is from RefSeq and is a predicted model, not a curated record. The transcript is spliced from 33 exons. Lineage: Eukaryota; Metazoa; Chordata; Chondrichthyes; Lamniformes; Lamnidae. Gene Ontology annotation, biological process: signal transduction; positive regulation of GTPase activity. Bases 415 to 4038 code for a protein of 1207 amino acids.
UGUAAUUUACUGAAGCAGAGAGCAGCUCGAAGCAAAUGGAUUGAGCAGAUUGGAGCUGCUUUGCUGGUGUUUUCUUUGAGCUGAAGUUUGGUUUAACUGGACAAUUUCUCGGAGUUGGGGGAUUGAAUGGAGUUGGAAACCAGGGAGAUAUUUUCCACCCGGACUGACUGAAAUUUCCAUCCUGAGGUUGUUGACAGUAAUUGAAGUCUCCUGUACAAUACGAACUUGGACGAAUGUGAGAGGGAACUCAAGAGUCCUCCUGCCACAUCAAGGACCAAACCUUCUUUGCCGCCACAGCGUGUCCUCGCCUCCUCUCCAACAUCGCUUCUUGACAUCCCGAUCUAUUGCUCUGCGUAUCUGGAACAGUCGAGAUGUGAGGCCCAGCCGGACAGCAGCAUCUUCUUCCCAGUAGAAAUGGGUGACAAGGGUAACAGUUGUCAGACCCCAUGCUCGGACAUCACUGACACUGAGCAGAGCAGUACUGGGGAGAGUCCAAGCAGCUUCUUCAGCGAUGACGAUACCGCAGAUGACUAUGAGAUGAUGCUGGGCCUCACCCCUGGCUCCAAUUCGGACGAUCUGAGCCUGGCCGAGUUGAAAAUGGACAACGUGCUACACUAUCAGGACGCCAAGUCUUACGCCAAGUUGGAAGAGUCACACUCAGUCCUGAAGCAUGUGAACAGCAGCCAACUUUGCCCACUAAUCAAAGCGGGCUGGUUAGACAAGAACCCUCCGCAGGGUUCCUACAUUUACCAGCGAAGGUUUGUCAGGCUGGACUCUGACUACCUGAGGUACUUUGAGAACGAUAAGGAAGUUUAUUCCAAACGCGUUAUCUCCGUCAAAUCCAUUUCCCAAGUUUCAUGUGUUGGUGACCAGAAGUUUGAGGUGAUUACAUCGAACCGAACCUUUGUGUUCCGGGCAGAAAGUGAUGGAGAAAGGAACGAUUGGGUUCGUGUGAUCCAGCAGACUGUGGAGGAGAAGAGAGAGAGGAGGGAGCUGCAGGCAGCUCAUGUUUCAGAUUAUUUCUUAAGGGAUAGCGUCUCGGACACAGGGGAGAAAUCCGGCUACCUGGAGAUCCGAACCUCGCGGCAUAAAGUUUAUGUGUCCAUCCGCGGAGACAAGGUGUGGCUAUAUAAGAAUGAUGAGGAUUACAGAGUGGGGAUCGGCAUCACCUCAGUGGAGAUGAAUGUUGCGACAGUGAAGGACGCGGACAGGCGAGGAUUUGACCUGACAACUCCUUACAAAACCUUCAGCUUUGUAGCGGACACGGACAGUGAGAAGGAGGAGUGGGUUGAAGCACUGCGAGAAUCCACCGCUGAAGCUCUGUCCAACUAUGAGGUUGCUGAGCAGAUCUGGGCAGUCGAGUCGAACACUCACUGUGCCGACUGUGGGACUGCCAAACCUGAGUGGGCCUCUGUCAACCUGUGCCUGGUGGUCUGCAAGAAAUGUGCAGGAGAACAUCGAGCCCUGGGUCCAGGGAUUUCAAAAAUACGGAGUCUGAAGAUGGACAAGAAAGUCUGGACUGAGCGGAUGAUUAAGAUGUUUCAAUGCAUCAAUAAUCAGAAAGCCAACCAGUUUUGGGCAGCCAAUGUCCCACCGAGCGAGGCCAUCAAUGAAGCAAGCAGCAGUCAGGAGCGCAAACGGUUCAUCAGCGCCAAGUUCAGGGAGGGGAAGUACCGCAGAUACCACCUACUGUUCGGGAAUCAGGAGGAACUGAACAAGGCUCUGUGUGCGGCUGUGGUCACCAGUGAUCUGGAGGAGACCAUGUCGCUGGUAUUCUGCGGGGCCGACGUUAGCUGUUUCUCAGGUGACCCUGCCCUCCCCUCUCCUGUCACCCUGGCCCAGCACGCGGGCCAGAGUCUCCAGGUGGAGUUCCUCAACCAAAACAAAAACUCAGAGACUCCACGUUUGGAUCUAGGUUAUUCUGACAAGCAGUAUUAUGUAGCCCCUCAGUCCAUCACUCACAAUGGCUUCCUCUACAAGACAGCGUCCAUCAGCAAACCAAUCACUGACAAGAAGCCCAAAGAAGAGUUCAGCAAGCGAUGGUGUGUCUUGGAUAACGGUGUCCUCAGUUACUACGAAAGUGACAGGAACUCAACGCCCAAUGGAACCAUCGAGAUGGGUGAAGUUGUGUGUCUUAGCGUCAACAGUCCGGCGGCACAUGGGUUCGAACACACGUUUGAGGUGUUCACUGAUUCCGAGCGUCUCUUUAUGUUUGGGACAGACAGCGCACAGUCCAAUAAAGAGUGGAUCAAAUCCAUCGCCAAGUCCUUCCUCCCGGCCGGGAUUGACCUAAUGAAUCAUGACUUUGAGCGAAUCGGACGCCUGCAGUACAAGGAUGGACUGAACCUGGAGCAAGCCAAGGUGGGCUGGUUUGCGCUGGUGAGCUCCACACUUUUCGCCUGGUUCCAGGAUUCGGACAAGGAGGAGGCCAUCAACCUCCGGAAGCUGCAAGAGUUGUCGGAGCAGUCUGACCACGAGGUCCUGGUAUUGGUGGAGAAGAGACGGACAUUGUACAUCCAGGCAGAGAGGAAGCUGGACUUUAUUGGAUGGAACAAUGCGAUCCAACGAGCAGCUGGCAGCACAGGGAACACUUUAGCAGAGCAACAGCUGACAGAUGAAGACAUUCCAGUUGUUGUAGAGCGAUGCAUCGCGUACAUCACACAAUACGGUUUGACAGCUGAAGGGAUUUACAGGAAGAGUGGACAAAAAUCAAAAACCACGAACCUCUUGGAGACGUUCUUGAAGGAUGCUCGUAGUGUCAAGUUGAGGGAAGGGGAGCAUCACGUCGACGAUGUCUCCAACACAUUGAAGCGCUUCUUCAGAGAGAGUAUUGGAGAGAGCAUCUUCACAGACCAGGUCUAUCAAGAGUGGCUCCACACCUCGAUAAUUCCUGAAGAGAGACAGAAGAUCCUGCAGUAUCAGAGGCUCUUCAUCUGUCUGCCAAAAGUCAACCGUGCAACACUCAAAGCCUUGAUCAACCAUCUCUAUUGUGUUCAGAGGCUAUCGGACAAGAAUCAGAUGACCAUGCACAAUCUGGCCAUUGUGUUUGGGCCCACGCUCUUCCAGACCGAUGGACAAGACAAUAAGGCAGGUCGUGUGGUGGAGGAUCUCAUCAAUCAUUUCAUUGACCUGUUCAAUAUUGACGAACAGCAGCUGAAGAAGCAGCUCGAUGAAAUUGUCAGCAUCAUUAAACUGCGAGAUGUGUGUUUGAUGCAGUCCAGCCAGAAUGCUGGUGACUUUAUCUGCACCGUGUACCUGGAGGAGAAGAAAUCGGAAUGUGAGCUCAGCUUGAAGGUCCCAGCGACCAUGACAGCCCAGCUAUUGACCGAUGAGAUCCUCUACCUGCGGAAGCUGAUUACCAAGGAGAAAGACAACUGGUGCUGCUUUGAGGUGAUCGAGAGGGAGGAAAUGGAACGACCACUACAUUACACAGAGAAAGUCUUGCCUAUUCUACACUCGCUGGGCGCUGACAGCUAUUUAGUGGUGAAAAAGAAUAUCGCCAUGGAAACCAUGUUGAUGUACCUGGCCAGUAGGGUGUCUGAUCAGAAACACGGGAUGGUGAAGUUCCGGGAGGAGAAGAAGCUCGGAUUGGGAGUGGGCAGCUUCAGUGACCGUUACUUCAUGUUGACUGGCUUCACCCUCCGACUUUACAAGGAAGUGCGGAGUAAUAAGCCUGAGAAGGAAUGGCCUGUGAAGAGUCUGAAGAUCUAUCUCGGAGUGAAGAAGAAAUUCAGACCACCCACAUGUUGGGGUUUCACCAUUGUUUAUGAAAACAAAGAAAAACAUGAGAGGAAUCAGUGGUAUGUGUGCUGUGACACUCAGAUGGAGCAGCGAGAGUGGUUUGCAACCUUCCUUUAUGUACAGCACGAUGGGAACGUGUGGCCCUCAAACUCUCUGUGUUGUCGGACAUCCCGCUUACCUCCAGAUUCCAGGUUUAGUAACAUCUCCCUGAUCCCUCUGCGGGGAAAUGCAAAUGAAAUGAGGAACAGUGUGGCUGCUUUUGCUGCGGACCCUCUCUCCGUCUAUAAGAAGGUGUGAAUGCCUGUCGUACACUUAAGCAGGGAACUCGGAAUCUGGGAGCUGCAGAAUGGAGAAAUUGAAAGGAGAGGGCGGGAAGGAGAGAGAGAGAUGGAACAGAAGGUGGAGAACGAGCCCCUUCCAUUGGCCACCAGACCCUCACGAUUCCCUUGCAACUGAAGAACUGACACUAUAGAAUCGCAAGAGUUCUCACGAGAGCUUGGGACCGAGUGCCAUCAAGAAGGCUGUUUUGUUAUUUAAAAGAUUUUAAUACAUUGUUGUAAAACUGUU